AUGAGGAGUAUAACUCGUUUUGUCUUUCUAAAGGAGAGGUGGCGUGUCUGAGAGAGGAGCUGGAGGAAGUGACAACCAAGAGAGAAAGGUGCGAGGAGGAGAGUGAGGCGCUGAAAGAGAAGAUGGAACGACUGACAGAGGAGGUGGAGGAGCUGAGGAGAACAAGGACGGAAGAGAAGGAAGAGGGAAAGAAGGAGAGAGAGGCCUGGCAAAGAGAAAGGGAAGGUCUGAAUGAGGAGUUGGGGACGAGGGAUGGAGAGGUGGAGGCCCUGAGGAGGCGCAAAGAGGGAUUGACUGAGGAAAAGGAGGAGAGACAGAGGGAGGUGGAGAGACUGACGAGGGAGGUGAUGGAGAGGGAUAUGCAAAUCAGCCAGAUGAUGGAGAGAAUACAGCGAGCAGAGAGAGAGAGGGAGAACCUGGAGGAGGAGGUGAAGAAGACAGAACUGAGUUUGAGAGAGGAGGAGGUGAAGAGGGAGGAGAGGAGGAGAGAGAUCGAGGACCUCUGUGACCGGCUGGAGAGAUUAGAAAGAGAGAAGGACGAGAGAGAGGGGGAGGUGGAGAGAUGCAGGAUGAGAGUGAAAGAAGUGGAGGAGGAGAUCAACACACUGAGAAAACGAGAGGAGGGAGAGAGAGAGGAGGUUGAGAGACUGAGGGGCAGAGUGGAGGAGGUGAAGAGGGACAGAGAGGAGGAGAGCAAAAAGAACGAGAGAUUGAAAGAGGAGAAGGAGGAAGCUGUAGGAGGACUGUCGGAGACGCUGAAGGAGAAGGUGGGGGAGAUGGAGCUUCUGAGGGUGAGGCUGAAUGUGGCAAAGGAGGAGUGUGAGGAGGUGAAGGAGGAGGUGCAGCGGAAGGAGUGCAGCCUGGAACGACAGAUGAACGCCGUGAGAGAGAGGGAGGAGGAAGUAGAGGAGCUGAAGGAGCGACUGAGGCUGUUGGAGGAGCGGGAGGAGGAGGGAUCGAGGGAGCGAGAGGAGGUGAAGGAGAAACUGAAGCUGAUGCAGGAGAGAGAGGAGCGGCUGGAGAUCCUGCUGAGAGAAACACGAGAUAUUCUGGAGGAGGAGAGAAAGGAGGGAGGAGAAAAAGACGAAAGGAUCUCCCUGUUGGUCAAAGAACUGAGAGACUCUCUUCAGCGGAUGGAGAUUCACGCUCUGAAGGAGGAGGAGCUGCGGAGGGCGGAGACGGAUAUGACGGUGCUGAGAGAGGAUGUGUGGAAUGAGCGGAGGAGGAGGAAGUACCUGCAGGGGGAGCUGUUAGGACUAACCCAGCAGACCGUGGAGGUGGAAGUUCUCGGUGUCUCCGCGCUCAAAGCUAACGGCUCCCGGUUGAUUCACGUGGUUCUGCCGGCUCGCGAGGCUUCGAACGUCAUCACAUACGUCAUCAACACAAGCCUCGAUACGCGCUUCACACAAAUCAACCCGAUUACUCGACACUCUUCGAAGCUUCGACACGGGAGGACACAUCAUUACAGGUAUGUCACGGUUGUGACCGUCGCUCGGUCUCCGUGUUUCCGUGUGAACGGAGCGAAGCGGCUGGUUCGAACGUUCCCUACGUCAUCAUCAGUGCCGGUGACGUCAGCGUUCGCACUGCAGCUUCAGGUCAACACUUCGCUCACGGUAGUUUCCGGUGUUAGCAUGCUAGCAGGCUAA
Molecule: messenger RNA, 1646 nt
Organism: Limanda limanda (common dab)
Lineage: Eukaryota; Metazoa; Chordata; Actinopteri; Pleuronectiformes; Pleuronectidae
Product: golgin subfamily A member 6-like protein 22
Exons: 3
Coding region: 123-1646 (507 amino acids)
Source: RefSeq, a predicted model, not a curated record